CUCACUGCGCAAUGGCCACAGAAGCGUCUUCAACAAACAUUUGUCCCCAAAUGGAUUACGAGACGAAGAUUUUCCCUCACAUCGGCGGAUAUGGACGCUACAACCGACUCGUUGUACUUUUCAGUUGGUUCCCCAACUUCGCGGUCAUGCUGAAUCUGUUUAGCGACGUUUUUUACACUUUAAUCCCGGAGUCGUAUCACUGCAAAACCGACCCGCAGCUGCUGCCCGCCGCUUUCCUCCCCAGCAACCUCUCCAGACAGGGCUACCUGAACCUCACCAUCCCCUGGGUGAACGGCUCCGGGCUCAGCCACUGUGAACUCUUCAAGUAUCCGGCAAACAGCUCGGACUUUUCCGAGAAGGUUCCCAGGCAGAGGGUGUCCUGCACCGUGGGGUGGGAGUACGCCCAUGUAGCCGGGCUGCACAGCAACUUUGUCACCGAGUGGAACCUGGUUUGCAGCAACUACUGGAAAAUCCCUUUGCAGCAUAUCUGCUUCAUGAGUGGAUGGAUUCUGGGAUACAUCCUCCUUGGUACGCUGUGCGACUGGGUUGGUCGUCGACGAUGUUUCCUCCUCUCCAUCAGUCUCUCCAGUAUGUUCGGAGUGGCCGUGUGUUUGUCCAACAGCGCGGUGGUGUUUCUGCUGCUGCGUCUCUCUCAGGGCGCCAUGCUCGCUGGGGUCUUCAUUUCCUCGUACAUUGCCAGGCUGGAGCUGUGUGACCCUCCCCAUCGUCUCAUGGUUGCCAUGGUCAGCAGCUUCUUUGCCAUAUUUGCGGAGCUGCUGUUGCCGGGCGUCGCUGUUCUGUGCCGUGAUUGGCCGAUUCUCCAGGCUGUGGCCACCUUGCCUCUGCUCCUGCUGCUUUCCUAUUGGUGCUGUGCGUCAGUGUUUCCUGAGUCUCCUCGCUGGCUGCUCGCCACAGAUCAGAUCCCCCGGGUGAAGAGGAGCCUCCAGGAUUUCUCCACCAGGAAUGGUGUCUGUCUGCAAGAUGAAAUUUACCCUGGUGAAAACCUGCUGUCAGAGAUAGAUUCAGCGUACGGAGAAGACUGUCAGCCGAUGUACUUUUCAAUUCUGGAGCUGCGCCGAACUCGUGUUAUCUGGAAGAACUGCCUCAUCCUCAGCUUCACGCUGUUCAUUGGAACAGGCAUCCAGUACUGUUUCACCAGAAACCUGCACAGUUAUUCCUCCAACUUUUACUUCAGCUACUUCCUCCGAGUUAUUACCGGAGCUCUGGCCUGCAUCUUCAUUUGUUUGUCUGUCAAUCACUUUGGUCGGCGAGGUAUGCUCCUGCUCUCCGCCAUCAUCACCGGACUGUCUUCGCUGCUGCUGCUAGCCCUCACUCAGUAUCUGCGUGGCGGUCUGGUGUUGGUGCUCUCCGUCGUGGGUCUGCUGUUCUCUCAGGCUCUCGCCAUGCUCAGCGUGUUGUUUGCCUGUGAAGUUAUGCCGACCGUGGUUCGAGGUGGAUGCCUCGGUCUGGUGCUGGCUGCAGGUUGCGUCGGCAUGGCCGCCUCCUCUCUGAUGGAGCUGCAGAAUAAUGGUGGCUACUUCCUCCACCACGUCAUCUUCGCCUCCUUCGCCGUCCUCUCUGUCCUCUGCAUAAUGCUCCUACCUGAAAGCAAACGCAAGCCACUCCCAGACUCCCUGAAGGAGGGCGAGAGCCAGCGCCGGCCUCCUCUCUUCCUGUCCCGGCCUGAAAGGGACAACCUGCCGUUACUGUGUGCACGGCCUCCUUUGACGGAGUACAACCCUGAUAACUAUUCCCGCUUGGUCUCUGCAACCCGAAAGAUGUUGACUAAAGGUAAUUUACCUUACAGGAUCGCUGUGCCUCUGCUGUCAGACAGUGAAACAUCGGGACAAGACAAUGAGACACUGAGAGAGGUCGUAUCUUAACUGAUAACAGACGCUCCUCGUCCUGUUUUGUACAGACUUGGAUAACUCCACCCUCCUCCAUUUGGACAUACCUCCACAGACAGUCUUCCAUCGUCCAUCACUAAAUUAUUGUUGAAGUCACUGGUUGGUCAUAACUCUACCAAAGAACUGACCUCGGCUUGGAUGCAGUGAACUUUAGAGCUACGGCUCCAAGUCUCUUUUUGUUACAUUUUACACUUGAAGCCGUUUCUCUUUUGUGGCUUUUUCGUGGAGUCAGGUAACGUACUGAAAAACAGUGGCCUUUUUCAGCAAAUCUUUUUUUUUGCUGUCCGUACUUUUUGUAAAGGCUCAUUAAGAUGGCCUUUUAAGCUGUAACAUUGCAUGUUAUGCCUGAUAAAUUCCCUUGAAACCAUUCACACCCGAUUUAACUUCAGCAAGUGCAGUUGAGGUCACACUAGCCGUUUGUGUGAAGGCAUUCAAACCAAAUAGUCUGACGUUAGUUUCGUUAGAGAAGCUCCUUCAUUCUUGCAGCUGCUGCUGAUCAUGUGAGCAGCAUUUAUUUGUCCAUUUACUACUAACUCAUGCACUUUUCAUUAAAUCCAUCAGUCUGAUUCACCAUCUGUGUCUCAGAUCCCGAGGACACACAAGACUAGUUCACACUGUCUUUGUGGAGUCUUGUUAUGCUUGUAAAGCACACAGGAGGGAGUUAAAUGAUACACUGGAGUCAAAUAUUAUUCCUCUGGCAGUUUUAAUACUUCUUUGUGCUAAACAGGGCUGUUCAAAAGAGGAUUGGACACGCUCUUUGACCCCGUUGGAGCUAUCAGGUAUGACACAUGCACAAUGCACCUGGAGCUGGGAUGUUGGAGGGUUACAGUAGUAAGCGCUACAAAUAAAGGGAUGACGUCCGCUCGGGUGCUCUUUGGGUGUGCUGCUUUUAGCCACCAGGUGCGCUCAGCCUGACAAAAAUUUUGGGUAGGCUCAUAUUGAAUGUAUGAUCUUCUAUUCUGAACUUUUUUUUGUCCCAUUAUAGUGCGCCAGCUACUGAGCCUUUCAGCAACUGCAGACCAGAUUUCACUGCUCAGGUGUUUUACCGCGAUGGUAUGACAGGAGUUAAGUAUUUGGCAAAAUGUUAGGAUGUGGGCCAUGUGGGGAAUUAACACCAAGUACCAAACAAUUGAUGUUGGAUUCUGUUUGUUGAUAAGUUUGUCUUCCCAAACCACUUUGUUACAAACUGUUAUUUAAAAGUGCGUUUUUUUUACAUGACUUUUACGCUGAAUUGGCAAAUGUACUAACCGCUGUAGCUGGCAGACAAAAGGUUAAUCCCUUCUCUGUCUUGUAGUGAUUAUGAAUUGUGUCCUUUUGUUAUAUUAGUAAAAAAGUUAUUUCAGUGUUUCAGGAUUCAACAGGACUCACCUUAAAGGGACAGUUCAACCCAAAAUACAAAUUUUUCCUCUCACCUGUAGUGCUUUUUAUCAGUAUAGAUUGUUUUGGUGUGAGUUUCCAAGUGUUGGAGCUAUUGUCCGUAGAGAUGUCUGCCUUCUCUUUAAUCUAAUAGAACUAGAUGGUAUAAGAUGUGAACCAUGUUGGCAUCCUCCUUUGAGCUGUAACAUUAGCUCGCUCCGUGGUGUUGCUUGCAUGCUUCCUUCUGCGCAGUGAUUGGGCUGGCAGG
Plectropomus leopardus (leopard coralgrouper) is the source of this 3531-nucleotide messenger RNA. RefSeq names its product solute carrier family 22 member 31 (gene slc22a31). Gene Ontology annotation, cellular component: membrane. Gene Ontology annotation, molecular function: transmembrane transporter activity. The record is from RefSeq and is a predicted model, not a curated record. Gene Ontology annotation, biological process: transmembrane transport. NCBI's taxonomy places the organism in Eukaryota, Metazoa, Chordata, Actinopteri, Perciformes, Serranidae.